This is a messenger RNA of Hansenula ciferrii, 411 nucleotides long. Its product is annotated as 60S ribosomal protein eL27. Gene Ontology annotation, cellular component: ribosome; cytosolic large ribosomal subunit. Gene Ontology annotation, molecular function: structural constituent of ribosome. The record is from RefSeq and is a predicted model, not a curated record. Bases 1 to 411 code for a protein of 136 amino acids. Gene Ontology annotation, biological process: translation. The transcript has a single exon. Lineage: Eukaryota; Fungi; Ascomycota; Saccharomycetes; Phaffomycetales; Wickerhamomycetaceae.
AUGGCUAAAUUCAUUAAAUCAGGUAAAGUCGCUAUUGUCGUCAGAGGUCGUUACGCCGGUAAAAAAGUUGUUAUUGUUAAACCACAUGAUGAAGGUUCAAAAGCUCAUCAAUUCCCACAUGCUAUUGUUGCCGGUAUUGAAAGAUAUCCAUCAAAAGUUAGUAAAAGAGUAGGUGCUAAAAAAUUAGCUAAAAAAACUAAAGUUAAACCAUUCAUCAAAGUUGUUAACUACAACCAUUUAUUACCAACUAGAUAUACUUUAGAUGUUGAAUCAUUCAAAAAUGAAUUAACAAGUGAAACUUUUACUGAACCAUCACAAAGAGAAAAUGCUAAAAAAGUUAUUAAAAAGAACUUUGAAGAAAAAUAUCAAACUGGUAAAAACAAAUGGUUCUUCACUAAAUUAAACUUCUAA